This is a messenger RNA of Halichondria panicea, 1545 nucleotides long. RefSeq lists its product as uncharacterized. Bases 1 to 1434 code for a protein of 477 amino acids. The record is from RefSeq and is a predicted model, not a curated record. The transcript is spliced from 9 exons. NCBI's taxonomy places the organism in Eukaryota, Metazoa, Porifera, Demospongiae, Suberitida, Halichondriidae. Gene Ontology annotation, biological process: magnesium ion homeostasis.
AUGGAAGAGACAGUUUUAUGUUACUUUGAAGACCCUGAGAAUUUGACUGUUGUGUGCAAUGGUGUCCAAUACAAAGAAGAGGAUAUCAUUGAACCUUCAGAUUUCCUGUUCUGGUUGUACCUUAUCUUGUAUGGGGCAUUGGUUUGUUUUGCUGGUCUGAUGUCAGGCCUGACGAUGGGUCUGCUCUCCCUGGACAUCAUGUCUCUUGAGGUGCUCAAGAGAGGAGGGAAACCUAAGGAGAAAAAAUACGCUUCUCGAAUUCUCAUGUUGGUGAAGCGCCAUCACCUCCUACUGGUGACAUUGCUGCUGGCCAAUGCUGCUGCCGUGGAAACCAUGCCCAUAUUUCUAAACAAGAUUACUCUUGAGGUUGUGGCUAUCAUUGUGUCAGUGACAGCUGUUCUUUUAGUUGGAGAGAUAGUACCUCAGGCCAUCUGCACACGGUUUGGUCUGGCUAUUGGCUACUACUGCUCUCCCAUAGUGCUCGUACUGAUGGCUAUACUCUUCCCAAUAUCCUUCCCCAUUGCCAAACUACUAGAUUUGAUCCUUGGCAAGGAACAUUCUACCUUUUUUAGGAGAGCAGAGCUUAGAGAGCUGGUGAAGAUGCAUGGUGACGGAGAGCAAGGCAAUGAAGAUCCUCUGUCUUACGAUGAGGUCCUGAUUGUCAAGAGUGCGCUGGAGAUGAGGGACAAGACAGUAGAAGACGCCAUGACUCCUCUGGAGAGUGUAUACAUGCUCAAUAUCAAUGCCAUUAUUGAUAGAGACACCAUGAAAGAUAUUCUCGCUCGUGGUCACUCUCGUGUGCCAGUAUACAAUAACAACCAUGACAAUGUGUGUGGGAUUCUCCUCGUAAAGACACUAAUACACUUGGACCCUGAGGAUUGUACACCUGUCAAACUGAUCCGAGGGUCCCAAAUUCCACCUCCCUCCUGUCUCACAAUCACACCCCUCUACGACAUUCUCAAUCAGUUUCAGACAGGAAGAAGUCAUCUGGCUUUGGUGUACAAGGAAGAAGGAGAAAAUACAGAGCCUAUUUUGGUAGGGAUCAUUACAUUAGAGGAUGUGAUUGAGGAGCUGAUUGGAGAGGAAAUUGUUGAUGAAACAGAUCAGUAUGUUGAUGUCCAUCGUCGCAUAGCUGUGGCCAAGGCAAGGCUGCAGUAUCACAGGCAGAGUAUCUCUGCACCGUCUGCCAUAGCUACUAACAGGAGACGAUCGAAGUUUGAUCGGAGUAAUAGCCAGCCUGCUUUGGUUCAUCAGCACUCAGUAGGUCCCGCUGGAUCUAUCAACUCCACUGGGAGUGAGGAACCUUAUUUUACAAAUCCCAAACUAACUGCGAUUCCAGAGGGUUUGGAGGCAUCUCGUCAACAGUACACUGAAGACGCUGCUCAGUUGGACAACGAAGACGAGAAUGCACCUCUAAUCGUAGAGAUUAAGUGACUUGAUCAAAGGGCAUGACUGUUUGUUGUUGUUUUGCCAUUAGUUUUGUUUUAAUACGUACAAUUGUGUACAUAUUUUUUGUAGUUUGCAAUGGUUAUUUCCAAAAUGUCA